Molecule: messenger RNA, 1469 nt
Organism: Girardinichthys multiradiatus
Lineage: Eukaryota; Metazoa; Chordata; Actinopteri; Cyprinodontiformes; Goodeidae
Product: fibromodulin-like
Molecular function (GO): protein binding
Source: RefSeq, a predicted model, not a curated record
AUGGACCCAGGUGUCACGUUCCUGGACCUUUAUGGCAGUGUGAGUCACCAGCAGAAUUUGAAACGGACCUCUCCACCGUUUGUCUCUCCAGUGAUGUCUCCUGAGACCCCUCCUCAAUGCGAGUGGCAGCCAGAUCCAGGGUCCCGUCCUCCCCCCGUCAGUUACCGCCGUCAGUCCGCUGCAGUUUCUCAGGACAUUAAUUCCUCCAGUGUCCCAACUUUCCACAGUUAUGGCAAACAUCGGAGCGGGCCCACUGUCCCCUUCCCCGACCUCUGCCCCGGCGUCCCCGGCCUCGUCCUCAAGGAAAUGAACCACGUUGAUUUGUACAGCAUUGUCACGCCAAGGCGCACUGCAGGAUCUGGCAAUCUCAGACCAACCAAAUCUCCAGGUUUGAUUUUUGCUGCAAGGAGCCGGCGAAUUUCUGUGCCUAAUGCAGGCUGGCAGUGUGAGGUUGUAGAUUGCCCCCUGGAGUGUGACUGCCCCACAGCCUACCCCAUAGCUAUGUAUUGUCACAGCCGCAACCUGCAGCAUGUUCCCUAUGUUCCUUCACACAUACAGUAUGUCUACCUGCAGCGUAACCAAAUAACGGGCAUUCAGGACGGGGUGUUUGACAAUGCUACUAACCUGAUGUGGGUGAUUUUAUCACACAACCUCAGCUCAGACAAAAUCAGUGACCAUAUCUUUGUUAAGCUGAAAAGCCUGGAUCGGCUCUACCUGUAUCACAAUGAGUUGACCCGUGUGCCUCGCAACAUGCCAAGGUCCAUCACUGACCUGCAACUGUCCUACAACAAAAUCACAAAAAUCUCCUCCAAAUCGUUUGAGGGAAUGUCCAACCUUACCACCCUCAAACUCCAGGCCAAUGUCAUAGACGAGGUAGAAGGUGGGUUUAAGGACCUAAAAUCUCUUAAUAUGCUUGAUAUGACGAAAAACAAGCUGAGGAGAAUCCCCGACAGCCUUCCUGAGAGGCUGCAGCAGCUCUACCUGGAGUAUAAUAACAUAGAAAGCGUGCCAGCUGGUUUUCUUACCAUGCAUCCCGACCUACAGUUUGUCCGCUUGGCUCACAACACUCUCACAGAUAAAGGACUUCCUUCCAGUGUCUUCAAUACCAACACACUUGUUGAGCUUGACCUAUCUUUCAACAACCUGGAAAAGAUCCCUCUUGUCAAUAGGAACCUGGAAAACCUGUACCUACAUGCCAAUAAGAUCAAAGAGUUCUCCCUGAGCAGUUUCUGCAACACAGUUGAUGGGACAAACUUCUCCAAGCUGAAAGUGCUCCGUUUGGAUGCUAACAAGAUCAGUGCCAGAGACAUUCCUGUGGAGGCUGCCUACUGUUUGCGGCUGGUUUCUUUUAUUGAUGUGUAGAGCUUCCUGUUCUUUCAUGAUUUCUUUUCGUCCUCUCCAACUCAUAUUCCCUUACUGCUACUUUAUUGGUCCAGAAAAUGUUUUAUUAAAUAGUUAUGCUAUUAACA